Rotaria sp. Silwood1 is the source of this 1548-nucleotide messenger RNA. The record is from the annotation of a GenBank genome assembly. Lineage: Eukaryota; Metazoa; Rotifera; Eurotatoria; Philodinida; Philodinidae.
AUGGCAUUGCUUCUUGUGGUCUACAUUAUCAUUGGAUUUCUCUUGGCUUGUGUUGCAUUGAUUUACAUUACCCUAGUUCGUCCUCAAAAACAUGUCUACGAUGUAUUUAAAGUCCAAGGUAUUCCUGGUGAACCGUUUAUUCCGGUUAUCGGUCAAUUGCCUAACAUGCUUCGUGCUAGUAAGAUGGGCAAAGGAGUUGACUAUUUCAAUGAUCUUGCACACAAACACGGGUAUCGCUAUCUGGUAGGUGUUGGCCCAUUAAUACGUUUAGUUCUACUUGAGCCUGAUCUGAUCGCUGACUUCUUAGGCCGUUCAAAGUGUGAGAAUUAUCGAAAACCAAAUGAUCUAACACUCAUAGUCAAACCUCUCGCGGGUGUUCAUAAUCUUCUCAUUAGCGAAGGCGAAGAACAUCAUCGUGCACGAAAAAUGCUCAAUCCAGCUUUUCAUUUUCUUAAUCUUCGAUCUAUGGUACCAAUUAUGGUGAAUGAAACGGCAAAAGCGAUCGAUUCUAUUCUAAGUAUGUCGUCAGUAUCAGAUCGAAUCGAUGUUGAAACUCAAUUUAGUGCUUUGACUCUUUCAAUUAUCGCAUCGAGCGCCUUUGGCCAAGGUCUUGAGACGAUACCACAUGCUAAAGAGAUUAUUUGUCAAUCAUUUAAUAAUGCCAAAGAUGUAAUCGAAUAUCGAGCACUUCGAUUGAUUGGCCUCGUUCAAUUUCUCGCUGAUUUGCCAUUUUGGGGUAAAAAAACUAUCGAUGAAGCAGCGAAGAAACUGAAUGAAUUCGUCGAUCAAGCCAUUACUGAUAGACGAAAUGGAAAGUCAAAGAGUUUAUGUUCUGGCGAAGAUAUUCUCGAUCUACUCUUAUCGGCAGUCGAUGAAAAUCAUAAGGGUUUUAGUGAUCAACAAAUAAGAGAAGAAGCAUUGACUUUCGUCUUGGCGGGACAUGAAACAACAGCAACUUUGAUGGCUUGGACCUUCUAUGUUUUGAUGACUCAUGAACAAGUUUUGCAUGCAUGCCGUGAAGAGGUCGAUCGUGUUUUACCAAAUGGAACUAUGCCUGAUUUUGAGCAUUUGGCUGAUCUUCCAGUGAUUGAGGCUGUUAUCUAUGAAACUCUUCGUCUUUAUCCACCAGCACCAUUUUUUGCUCGGGAAUGUAUAAAAGAGCAUACACUUGUCAGUUCAGAUGGAAAACUUGAAAUGCACGUGCCCGUUGGAGCCAUGAUUUUGGUACACAAUUAUGCUCUUCAUCGACGUGAAGAAUAUUGGCCACGUCCUCUUGAAUUUGACUAUACACGAUGGAUGCGUGAUUCGGUAUCCGGUCUGAAACCGAAACUUCCUCAUCCGUUUGCCUUUCUUCCAUUUGCUGCAGGUUCACGCAAUUGUAUCGGACAAAAUUUCGCAAUACUUGAAGCGAAAAUCAUUCUUGCCAUGUUCGUACAACGUUGUGAGUUCAUAUUAUUACCAGACCAACACAUUACACCAGAAAUGAAAGGUGUAACCAUCAAAGCCAAAUAUGGUCUGUUUGCACGCAUUAAACAACGCCAUAGUUAG